Sinocyclocheilus rhinocerous is the source of this 306-nucleotide messenger RNA. RefSeq names its product protein FAM65B-like. The annotation marks the transcript as partial. NCBI's taxonomy places the organism in Eukaryota, Metazoa, Chordata, Actinopteri, Cypriniformes, Cyprinidae. The record is from RefSeq and is a predicted model, not a curated record. The transcript has 2 exons.
CCUCUGGCACAGGAUAUCCUCACUGUGUUUCAGUUUCACCGCUACACUGUUGAACACGAUGUCACGGACAUGGAGCGACACCUGCUGGAUUUAGCCAAAGAGGUCAUGCUUGAAGAAGCCCUGAGCUGUGGGGAUACAGAACGCUGUGUGAAGGAACUACAGGAAGUGUCCGUCAUGUGUCUUCAGCCCCGCCCUCAAACCUUGUGGGCUGUGGCUGGGCUGUUGACCUCUGAUGACCCUGAUGUGAUGAAGGCCGCUACAGCCUUCCUCUCCUCUGCUGCCUCACACAAACCCUUCAGGUCAAAG